AUGGCCUCGGUGGUGGCAGAUACUUUGCGGUUGACAUUUAAACUUUUGCUUAGCAAGAUGCGCGAUACAGGAGCCGAGAAUCUUAAACACGGAGAUGUAAGCGACGAGAGAUUCAGGGAUUUCAUCGUCCGCGAACUCACUGCCAUACGCGAAAAACUCGAGGGAUUGUGCAAGAUGGACCUCAUCUCUUCCGCCAACUUUUUCAAAGAUGGGGUCAGUUUAAUGUACCACAGCUUUGCAAAGUCUGGAAAAGGUGGACCAACCAUUAAAACUGAAGUGUUAACGUUUAAGAGCGAUUUUGACGACGUUAGCCUUUUCAAUACUGACGCAACUAAUAUAGAACUAGAUGAAUGGGAAGUUCUACAUCUCAUGUCUGACGGAUUGCAAUUUGACAAAAUCGAUUCCGAAGACAAGUUUUUCAUCGAAGCUAAAGAUUUUCUCAAGAAAGCCGCUGAANCAUUAAAACUGAAGUGUUAACGUUUAAGAGCGAUUUUGACGACGUUAGCCUUUUCAAUACUGACGCAACUAAUAUAGAACUAGAUGAAUGGGAAGUUCUACAUCUCAUGUCUGACGGAUUGCAAUUUGACAAAAUCGAUUCCGAAGACAAGUUUUUCAUCGAAGCUAAAGAUUUUCUCAAGAAAGCCGCUGAAAGCGCUAUUAAGGCUUUUAGCAAUGAAGGUUUGGACAUUUACGAUCGGGUCUUGUCAAUGAAGUUCAGAGUUGCGGCGACCAUGCUAGAGUUCAUUGCCGAACCGGAAGUCGCAGUGGUGUUGUGCAAAAACUAUCUCGAGCAGUUGAACAGUUUACCGGAAGUUCGUCGGGUAUUUUCCGUGCGGUUCGGCAGCUUUAACUUGAGAAAGCUGUUUUGCGAAAUGAAAAGGGAAGCUCUUAUCAGUGCAGUGGUGUCUAUAAAUCGCAUCUUGUGGGAAUAUUUACAUCUUUGCUCGAAGGGUGACGAGUUUCUUCGAAAUUGGCCCGAAAUUCCUGUAGAUUCCUCCCACAAAAUUCACCCGGUCUUGAACAGGGAAGUUUGUAGGGGUUAUUUCUGGUCUUUUGGUGAGUUCGGAGCAGAUCCAGCGCAAUUAAACGGCCCGGUUGACAUCGCCACGAACAGCAAGGGUGAUUUCUUAGUUGCCGAUCGAUAUAACUUCCAGAUAAAAAUGUUCUCAAGAGAUGGCGCAUUGAGUAGGAGAGUUUGUGAGCUUGCUUUGCUGCAAACCUUCAACGAAGACACGGUAGUGACUAACCUUCUUCACCCUCAAUGCAUUGAUGUCGACAAAAACGACAGGGUCUAUGUUGGAAGCAGCUAUAAAUCCUACAUAAACCUUCAGUUCACAAACGAAAUAAUUGUCGUAGACAAAAACGGGAAUUUUUGUUGGAGUUUCGGACGGGGCCUGCCUAGCUUCAAUAAAGGCCAGUUGACAAGUCUUGCUGUGGAUAGAAACAGGGACAGAAUUUUUGCGUUGUGCGAAAAGACUGUGUUUGUUUUGAACACAGACGGGACUUUCUUGUCAUGCUUUACGUUCACUGGCGAGUUCACACAAGCUCAGGAGUCACAUAUGUGCGUGACAACGCGUGGCGACUUGAUCGUGACAGCUUUGAACGCUGUGUUCGUCAUUUCAAAGCGGGCUGCCAAUGAUGCGAGCCUUAAGUCGCGUACUAUUCUCCCGUCCCUGUUUAUCAAGCCUCACAGGAAAAUUCCCAGCAACUUUACUCCAUCAGGAAUAACUUUCAACCCUCACACUGAAGAAGUUGUUGUAGUUGACCGGGCCAGCAAUGCUUUAAUAGCGUUUGACCCUGUGGGUAAUUUCAAAAGGAAAGUCUACUUUUAUGAGAAAUACGCAUCAGGAGGAGCGACCAUCACAAGAGACGGUCACGUGGCCGUUGCUAGUAAGUCAAGCAAUAAGGUUUUAGUAUUGUGA
This is a messenger RNA of Porites evermanni, 1922 nucleotides long. Lineage: Eukaryota; Metazoa; Cnidaria; Anthozoa; Scleractinia; Poritidae. The record is from the annotation of a GenBank genome assembly.